Metarhizium robertsii ARSEF 23 is the source of this 1353-nucleotide messenger RNA. Its product is annotated as Peptidase A1. Gene Ontology annotation, cellular component: fungal-type vacuole. Bases 1 to 1353 code for a protein of 450 amino acids. The record is from RefSeq and is a predicted model, not a curated record. The transcript is spliced from 3 exons. Gene Ontology annotation, molecular function: aspartic-type endopeptidase activity. Lineage: Eukaryota; Fungi; Ascomycota; Sordariomycetes; Hypocreales; Clavicipitaceae. Gene Ontology annotation, biological process: proteolysis.
AUGGUGCUGGCCAGAUUCUUUCUUUAUAUUGCCGGGGCCAGACUUGCUGUGACAGCACCAAAUGCCGCAGUACAGCCACCAAGUACCUCCGAAUGGGACUUGUCUAAACCAUUGAAUGGGUUUACCUUCCAGCGAGCCAAGGCGAGGUCUGCUCCUGCAAUUGACAAGCCGGCUCUGCUUUAUUCCAGGAUUACCAGCAUCAAGGGCUCAUCAAGCAAUCAAAAUGCGGUUUCAAGCCUCGUGCAAAUUUUGCAAACACCCCCUUCACACGGCCAGCACACAUAUCAAAACAUCAGCACCACCGGAAACUUAUCGACUCAAUACGCCAUUCAAUGCGGAUGGGACGGUGCUCCAGUGUGGUUGCUUCUCGACACAGGAAGCGCGGACACAUGGGCAGUUCAAACCGGUUUCGAAUGCCAUGACUCUCAUGGUGCGAAACAUAAUCAGGCCGCAUGUGCUUUUGGGAACCCCCAUGUAAAGAAAUUUCAAAACGGUCCCAUUGAUGGUCUUCACUUCUAUUUGAAAUAUGGCUCUGGCGAGAAAGUCUUCGGCCCCAUGGGUUACGCUGAUAUCUCUUGUGGAGGUGUUUCUGUCCCGAGACAACAAGCUGGGCUCGCUAACUAUACCUAUUGGCACGGUAAUAACCUUACGGUCGGCAUAUUGGGUCUUGCAUACCCAUCCAUUACAAGUGCUUUCUAUGGGGAGAUUGGACAAGAAGCUGCCUGGAAUGCCAUCCAAUAUGUACCUUUCCUGACAAAUGCUAUCAUGCAAGGAAGCAUAGAUCCGGUUUUCAGUGUUGCUCUGGCCAAGAACUCUUCGAAUGGAAUUAUUGCCUGGGGUGGCUUGCCGCGAGUCGAGAGAGCAAGUGAUAUCUACGCCGAGACUGACCUAAUCAUUGCAAAUCUCGUCGGAUCAGCGGAAACGUCAUGGAGAUACUCUUUCUACACUAUUAUCCCUGAUGGUAUAAUCUGGGGCCAAAGGAUGGAUAAAACUAAAUUCCCAUACAUUGUGGAUACGGGGACGACAAUGAACUAUCUUCCGCCUCCCUUGGCCGAGGCUGUCGCCAAUGCUUUCCAGCCUCGUGCAGUGUACUUGUAUCAAUGGGGCUCUUACUUUGCUCCGUGCGAUGCAGUACCUCCAAGCUUUGCCGUUGUAAUAUCAGGGGUUGAGUUUUGGCUGAACCCUGCGGACAUGAUCUACCGCGACCUGGUCGAUCCUAUGACCGGCUACUGUGCCGUUGCUAUCACCAGUGGCGGGUCGGGGCCGUACAUCUUGGGGGACGUGUUUCUGCAAAAUGUUGUGGCCGUAUUCGACAUUGGAGGAGCACAAAUGCGCUUCUACCGUAGGGCGUGA